This is a messenger RNA of Temnothorax curvispinosus, 2071 nucleotides long. Its product is annotated as probable chitinase 10. The transcript has 4 exons. Lineage: Eukaryota; Metazoa; Arthropoda; Insecta; Hymenoptera; Formicidae. Gene Ontology annotation, biological process: chitin catabolic process; carbohydrate metabolic process. The coding region runs from base 60 to 1118 and encodes 352 amino acids. Gene Ontology annotation, cellular component: extracellular region. The record is from RefSeq and is a predicted model, not a curated record. Gene Ontology annotation, molecular function: chitin binding; chitinase activity.
UAGACAACAAGUUUUACGAAAGGGUGGUGGCGUUCAAGGCAAAGGGUCUGAAGGUGCUGAUGACACUGGGAGGUUGGAACGAUUCGGCCGGCGACAAAUACAGUAGACUGCAGGUAAACUCGCCGGCGGCUAGGCGAAGAUUUAUCACGCAAGUUCUUGACUUCAUCGAGAAGUAUGGUUUCGAGGGUCUCGAUCUCGAUUGGAAAUAUCCGGCAUGCUGGCAAGCGGACUGCAACAAGGGCCCGGAGUCUGACAAGCAAAGCUUCGCUGAGCUGGUGAAGGAACUGAGUAACGAGUUUAAGCCUCGAGGAUUACUUCUCUCUGCGGCCGUAUCGCCAAGCAAGAUGGUGAUCGACGCGGGAUACGACGUUCCUAUCCUGUCCAAAUACCUGGACUGGAUAUCUGUGAUGACGUACGACUUCCAUGGUCAAUGGGACAAAAAGACUGGCCACGUAGCACCGCUGUAUUCUUUACCGAAUGACUGGAAACCGACAUCUAAUGCUAACUUUUCGAUCCAUUAUUGGAUAAAGAAAGGUGCAAAUCCGAAAAAGUUGAUCAUGGGCGCCCCAUUACACGGCCAAUCAUUUUCACUUGCGGAGAGAAAGGUACACGGAUUAAACGCGCCAACCUAUGGCGGCGGCGAAGCUGGAGAGGCGACCAAUGCAACAGGCUUCUUGUCAUAUUACGAGAUAUGUGAAAGAACGUUGAAGAAGGGAUGGACAGUCGUUCAGGAUAAAGACAGAAGAAUCGGCCCUUAUGCCUACAAAGAUGAUCAGUGGGUGAGCUUCGACGACGCUCAACAAAUCAAACUGAAGGCAGAACUGAUCAAGAAACUUGGUCUUGGCGGUGGUAGUGUUUGGGCCUUAGAUCUGGACGACUUCAACAACAGAUGCGACUGCGAGCCUAGUCCGCUAUUGAAAACAAUGAAUCGAGUUUUGAGAAAUUAUCCGAAAGGCCCGCUGUGUCCCAUUACAGAAGGAGCGGUUGUAACGACGUCAGCCAAACCGACAUCGAAUCCACAACUACCACAAAACGUCCAAUAUACGAAUCCACUACAUCAUCAAGACCAAUAUAAGGGGAGAUCGGGGCACUAUAAGCCACAAGAAUUCAAACUCUGAAAAGUACUUUUAAAUAUAAGAUUUUUUGUCUCAUUUUUUUUUAAUAAUUAAAACAUUAUAUUUUAAAAUUUAUUUAGCGUAUUUGGCAAAUAUUGAUUAGUUUUGGAAAAAAAAAUUAAAAAACAUUUUUUGAGAAAUGACCCAAGGUGCCUCAUACCCGGGGCAUCAUGGGUCUGUCACUGAGGCAUUAUAAAUCACACAAAAAACUACGUUUAUUUAUUCAAAAAAUAACGAAAAGUUAUAAAAGUUAAAAAAAAUUUAUAUUAUAUACAUUUUCUUAUGACACUGUUCAGGAUUGGGCAGGACAAACAAGAUAUCAGAACCCACUAUUGAAAUAUCAUUUUUUUGGGAGAAAAACUGACUUUUGACAUGUUUUCUUCAAUCAAAAAUAAAAUAUAUCAUCAACCUAUAUAUCUAUCUAUCAUUAAGCUUGGUGGCGUGUGUGAUUUAUGGUGCCACAGAGCAGUGGGUACCAUGGUGCCCCGAAUGCACUUAAUAUAGAAGAAGGUGAAACGUAAUAAAAAAAAAUAAACGAUACACGAUUAUCUGUAGUGCAGUAAAAUGACAAAAGAUGUUAGAAAGUUUUACCUAAUUUUUAGUACGUGUAUAUUUUACUACAAAAACAAUAUUAAAACAUUUCUAAAUGGUUAAAAUAGUAUAUUACACUACAAGGGCAGAAAGUUUAAGAAAAAACUUUUUUUGCACACUAGUAUAACUCUUAGACAAUACAAAAAAAUUUUAUUCAUGAAACAAAAUUAUUUAAACAAAAGAUAUAGCAGAUCUUGUUGAGCGCCUUAUUUCAAAGCACGAAAUCGGUGUGCAGUCUCUGGAUCGCAAAAAUGAUCCAAUCUGAAAAUUUCAAAUGAUUUUGUAAUCUAUAUACGUACAUUUUCUAUAUGAAUAGGCGCAAAAUUUAAAAAAUAAAAAAUUUUAAUUUUUACAGCAAUUUAAAA